GGGGAGGAAAUCGUCUUUCCGCCGCCAGUAGGUGGCGAAAAGGGUCCAGCAUCCGGGGGCCUGGGCGUCCCAGGAGCUGCGGGAAGGCGGCAGCAGGGGGAAGAGGAGAGCUGGAGGAGGAGGACGGUGAAGCGCUGCUGCCUCAGCUCUCCGCAACAAAAUGGCGGCGGCUCAGAGCAGGCGGGGGCGGCGUGUGCCUGCGGGGACCGGGAGUCACUUUGCGGCAGCGCCAGGCAGCGGGAGCCGGCUCGUUUCAAAGGGCGGACUUCGCUUUACCGGGGGAAGGGCGUUACUUCCGGAAAGAAAGCUGUUCUCCCUCGCAAAUUGGCCGUGUUGGGGGUGUGCCGCCAUUAGGGGUGACCUGUGCGAAAUGCAGACAUAACCGCUUGUGAUGUUCUACUGCACUGACAGAAAUCCGUGGCCAUUUUGUUAAAUACACGACGGCUCUGUUCAGCACUGAAGCGGGUUUCGUGUUUUGGAUAAGUUUUAUUACGGGGUGUGCACCAUCGGUCGAGUUUUCAACGUUACACUGAAGAAAAAUGGAUAUGCGCAACAAGAUGGCGCCGUCUCCUUCAAGGCAGCAGAAGGAGAGACUAGGGGCCACGUCGCGUGAUGCGGGAAGACCGCCCAGUCUGAGCUCGGCUGCCUAGUUACAGCCAAUGGCAGACGACGGGACGGCAGAGUUCUGCCUAGUUCCAGCCAAUGGCAGAAGAGGUUUUCUUGGGUGACGUGGAAGCCGCGCUGAGUCACUUGUCCUGGAGUCCUAGGAAGGAAAGGGCGCGUCGUCCUCAGCUGCUGCAGUGGUAAUACAUCAUCCGACCGCUAGGGGCGUCUGAACAGCGGGAGGCAUGGCGACCAAUGGAAACGCGCCCCAGUUGCAGUGGGCGGGGGACGUGAUGACGGACGGACCGGAAAGCCAAUGGAAGCUCUGUGCCCGCCACGGAGGCUGGCUUUCAGAAACCAAUCCGCGUCAGGCGCUGCGUUUAUAUAAGACCGGCCUCAGCCUCUCGAGGCGCCAUUUCGCUGAAGCGGAGAACCGAAGCUGGAGUGGGGGAAAAGCUUGAAGUGGUUUGAGAGCCAAAGGCACCGCUACGCCCUCAGCCGGAGAGCGGGCGUCAACACAAUCCGUAUCCAUCCGCAUGGAGACAGCCCUAAACCCAGCGUUUAAAAGGCCUCCUCUGGAUGUAAAUCAUGGUAUAAUGGGGCAGACUGUCGAGGGAACCCCAGGAAAGCGCAUUCGAAAACCCUCUUUGCUGUAUGAAGACUUUGAGGGCCCCACAAUGAAUUCCAGUGUCUUUAAUCGCGCUCCUCAAGUCAACCCACCCCCUCCGGAGGUCAGCAAUUCCAAAAAGCCCGGCCGAUCCACGAAUCAGCUGCAGUACUUGCUCAGGGCCGUCAUGAAGUCUCUGUUGAAGCAUCAGUUCUCUUGGCCUUUCCGUCAGCCUGUUGAUGCCAUUAAGCUGGGUCUUCCGGAUUAUCAUAAAAUCAUCAAGCAGCCAAUGGACAUGGGAACUAUUAAGAAGAGAUUGGAGAACAACUACUACUGGACUGCACUGGAGUGUAUGCAGGACUUCAACACAAUGUUUACUAACUGCUACAUCUACAACAAGCCCACAGAUGACAUUGUGCUAAUGGCUCAAAGCCUGGAGAAGUCAUUUUUGCAGAAGGUAGCACAGAUGCCUCAGGACGAGCAAGAAAUACCCAACACUUCAAACAAGUGCAAGCCAGUGAAGAGUGUCAAACCUCCAGCUGUCACAGGUGGAAUCACAACGGCACACCAAGUCCCAGCCAUCUCAUCCAUGUCUCAGUCUUCAAUGUACCCCAGCUCCCCGGAGGUCCCCACUACCAUUGUUAAUAUACCACAUCCCACUGUCCUCUCUAGUUCGAUGAUGAAACCAAUGCCCACUACUCAGGCUCUGAUGCCUGUGGUUCCAGCAGCCACACAACCAAUAGCAAAGAAGAAAGGUGUGAAGAGAAAAGCGGACACUACAACCCCAACCACCACCGCUAUAAUUGCCACCAGUGGAGACUCCUCCCCUCUAACGCCGCCUGAUACAAAACCCGCUAAGAUCCCCGCCCGGCGAGAAAGUGGUCGGCCCAUUAAGCCACCUCGGAAAGACUUGCCGGACUCGCAACAGCAUCAGACUUCCAAGAAGGGCAAGCUGUCCGAGCAACUUAAAUACUGCAAUGGCAUUCUGAAAGAACUUCUUUCUAAGAAACAUGGAGCCUAUGCAUGGCCGUUCUACAAACCCGUGGAUGCCAGUUCUCUGGGACUACACGACUACCACGAAAUCAUAAAACAUCCCAUGGACCUUAGCACCAUUAAGAAAAAGAUGGAGAACAGAGAAUACCGAGACGCACAAGAGUUUGCUGCUGAUGUCAGACUCAUGUUCUCAAACUGUUACAAAUAUAACCCCCCAGACCAUGAUGUGGUGGCCAUGGCAAGGAAGCUGCAGGAUGUGUUUGAAUUUCGUUAUGCUAAGAUGCCUGAUGAGCCUAUUGUAGUGACUCCACCACCCUCCUCCACACAACAGCCUCCCUCCGAUUCCAAAUCCUCCUCGGAUUCCUCCAGUGAGAGCAGCAGUGACAGCUCAGAUGACAGCGAGAGUUCUGAUGACUCGGAGGAGGAGAGGGCCAACAGACUGGCAGAGCUUCAGGAGCAGCUUCGUGCUGUACAUGAGCAGCUGGCUGCUCUCUCCCAAGGCCCGAUUUCCAAACCUAAAAAGAAGAAAGAGAAAAAAGAAAAGAAGAAAAAGAAGAAAUCUGACAAACGAAAGGUCAGAGAUGAUGAUGAAUGGAGGUGUAGCAAAGCAAAAUCUUUCCAGACCAAAAAGUCCUCUAAAAAAUCUGGAGGGACCAUGACCACCAUUUCUACGCCUGUGUUUUCAAAGAGUUCUAAGAAAUCCUUCAAGUCCCUUCCCCCACCUCCACCGGUCAUGUACGACUCUGAGGAAGAAGAGGAGACCAAGCCAAUGACGUAUGAUGAGAAACGGCAGCUGAGCUUAGACAUUAACAAACUUCCUGGAGAGAAGCUGGGCCGUGUGGUACAUAUCAUCCAAUCCAGAGAGCCCUCCCUGCGGGAUUCCAACCCUGAGGAAAUAGAGAUCGACUUUGAGACUUUGAAACCUUCCACGCUUCGUGAGCUGGAGAGAUACGUGAUGUCUUGCUUGAGAAAGAAGCCAAGGAAGCCAUACACUUCCCCUAACUCUGUGCUCUCUGCAUCACUGAAGAAACCAAUGGGAAAGACAAAAGAGGAGAUUGCUAUGGAGAAGAAGAGGGAGCUGGAGAAGAGGCUACAAGAUGUCAGCGGGCAACUGAACUCUGCCAAGAAACCACCCAAGAAAGUCAACGAGAAAGUGGAAUCAGCGCAGCCGGUCUCUGCCUCUCGUCUCAGUGCUUCCAGCUCCAGUUCGGACUCUGACACUAGCAGCAGCUCCACAUCCAGCUCCUCAGACACUAGUGACUCUGACUCUGGUUGAGGGAAAGGGUAUAUGGCACAGAAGGACAUUACCUUCCGCUGUAGCAGGGUAGGAAGGCUGGACUUUAUGCUUCAUCAGUGGUUCUAAAAGGAUCUGCAGGAACAGAACCCUCCUGAACCAGACUUGAUGCCCUUUCAGGGUAGGAAAAAAGCAAAC
Nanorana parkeri is the source of this 3635-nucleotide messenger RNA. RefSeq names its product bromodomain containing 2 (gene BRD2). Lineage: Eukaryota; Metazoa; Chordata; Amphibia; Anura; Dicroglossidae. Gene Ontology annotation, biological process: chromatin remodeling; regulation of DNA-templated transcription. Bases 1140 to 3479 code for a protein of 779 amino acids. Gene Ontology annotation, cellular component: nucleus; chromatin. The record is from RefSeq and is a predicted model, not a curated record. The transcript is spliced from 13 exons.